Chroicocephalus ridibundus (black-headed gull) is the source of this 2910-nucleotide messenger RNA. RefSeq names its product intermediate filament family orphan 2 (gene IFFO2). The record is from RefSeq and is a predicted model, not a curated record. Lineage: Eukaryota; Metazoa; Chordata; Aves; Charadriiformes; Laridae. Bases 655 to 2172 code for a protein of 505 amino acids. The transcript is spliced from 9 exons.
AUUCGGAUAACAAAAUUCACCCCUUAUAAUUGAAUCUUACCCAUUAGGUGAUUUCCCCGAGAGCCAAAAGCAGCGACGCAAAGGCCGGGGGGGAGUUUCACAGGGCAGGAGCGACUCUUCCCCAUUUAUUUUGCCUUAGCCCAUUAAUCCGGGGGGCACACCGGGGGAUCAGCAGCGCCGACAGACCCGAUCACCCCCCAAAAACCGCCGCCCCCCCACCCCGCCCCGCCCCGCGGUGGGACCUCGCUGGGGACACGCGGAGGGUCCCGCGGGGGCGUGCCUUGGUGGAGGGGGCGGGGUCACGGGGAGGGGGCGUGGUUAUGCUGAUGAGGUGUGUGGGGAAGGGGGCGUGGCCUGGCGGCAGCGCUGCCCGCAGCCGGGGGCGCGGCGAGGCGGAGCCGGGCCCGCCCCGCUCCGGCGGCCGCUCAGUGCCCGGGCAGCGGCGGCGGCGGCCGCAGGAGCGUGAGGAGCCGGUGGCGGCGGCGGUCUUGGUAUCGAUCCUUCUUUCUCCCCUCAGCGCGCCCGCCCCGGCGGCCCUCAGCGGCCCGCGUGCCGCCCAACGGUCACUCCGCGACCGUUAAAACCGCCGCUUCCGGCCGCCCCCCCCCUCACCUCACCUCAGCUCACCUCAGGCGCUGAGGCGGGCGGCGGGCCAUGAACUCGCUGCUCUUCGGGGAGAUGGCCCGCGCCUUCUCCCCCGGCGCCGCCGCCGCCGCCUCCUGCCCCCUGGGGCCCGGCGGUGGAGGCGGCCCCGGCAGCCCGGCGGCGGCGGGUGGGGGCCCGCCGGUAACGGCGGCGCUUCGUAACGACCUGGGCUCCAACAUCCACCUGCUAAAGGGGCUGAACGUGCGGUUCCGCUGCUUCCUGGCCAAGGUCCACGAGCUGGAGCGGCGUAACCGGCUGCUGGAGAAGCAGCUGGCGGCCCAGCAGAGCGAACGCGACCGCCGCCUGCGCUACAAGACCUUCUCCCGCGACCAGGCCGUGCAGACCGACGCCGGGACCCCCCCAUCGCUGCUGCCGCCGCCGGGCCCCGGCCACGGCCUGGCCGCCGCUCCCCUCGCCUCGUCCCCCCCUCACUACAGCCGUUUGCCCGGCACCAUCUGGAGCUACACCCAGGUGCGGCGAACCGGAGGCGGCGGGUUGGAGACGGUGCAAGGGCCCGGCGUCUCCUGGAUCCAUCCGGACGGCGUCGGGGUCCAGAUCGACACCAUCACCCCCGAGAUCCGCGCCCUCUACAACGUGCUGGCCAAAGUCAAGCGGGAGCGGGAUGAGUACAAGAGAAAAUGGGAAGAGGAACUGACGAGAAGAAUGAGUCUGGAAUCUAUGGUAGAAACCUUGCGAGAGGAGGCGCAGGAAGCGGAAGCUCUCCAGGAGGAGUUAAAUGAAAAGAUUGAGAGGCUGAAAGCGGAACUUGUGGUCUUUAAGGGUCUGAUGAGUGAUCCCAUGACAGACCUGGACACAAAGAUUCAAGAAAAGGCCAUGAAGGUGGACAUGGACAUCUGUCGGCGAAUCGAUAUCACAGCCAAGCUGUGUGAUGUAGCGCAGCAGCGCAACUCUGAAGACGUUUCCAAGAUAUUCCAGGUGGCUUCCAAGAAGAAAGAACGCAAGCUCGCAUCUGACGAUGACCUCUCUGAGCAGGAUGGAGACAAUGGCAGGUUCUCUGACGAUGAGGUCAGCUGCUCUUUGAACAUCACGGAUGAAAUGAAGCGUAUGUUUAAUCAGCUUCGCGAGACAUUCGAUUUUGAUGACGACUGUGAUAGUUUAACGUGGGAGGAGAACGAGGAAACGUUGCUUCUUUGGGAAGACUUCACAAACUGCAAUCCUUCAAUUGACCUCCAAGGAGAGGAAGAAAAUCUGGGAAACCUGAUCCACGAAACAGAGUCUUUCUUUAAAACGAGAGACAAGGAAUACCAAGAAACAAUAGGGCAGAUAGAGCUGGAAUUGGCCACGGCCAAGAGUGACAUGAAUCGCCACCUUCAUGAAUAUAUGGAAAUGUGUAGUAUGAAAAGGGGCCUGGAUGUACAAAUGGAAACCUGUCGUAGGCUUAUCAAAGGCUCAGCCGACAGAAAUUCUCCCUCUCCCAGCUCUGUAGCCAGCAGCGACUCAGGAAACACAGAUGAAAUUCAGGAUGAGUUGGACAGAGAGACGGACGUGGAGCCCAUGGUCAGCUGAUACGUAGUUGGAGCACUACAGUGAAAGGGAAGAUAGAAGAAAAGAUUAAAAAACAAUACACUGAUGGGGGGAAAAAACCAAAAGGCUUGUAAGCCCUUGCACAGGGUUUCUAAGGACUCAUUCCUACACGCAUCCCCACCCCACCCAAGGAUUGGUGCUGUAAAUUUCUAUUGUUAUACAAAUCACAAAUGCAGAGUCCUGUAAGAAAACAUGGUGUUUUAAUUGUGCCUUUGCCCCAAGCUGAGCCACUUUGAGCUCCAGUGGAAUAUUAAUAGCAGGUGUUUUUAUAAAAAAAAAAUAUUAUUUAAAAAAAAGUAAUCUGGUAGCAGCAGAGAAUGGUGCUGCAAAGGCUCUGGGUAUUUCAAUAAGCUUCUGGUUUUGUUGAACUGCUGCACUGAUUGGCAAAAAGAACGCUGGCAAAAUGAGAAGCGAACCCAAGGCAAUUAUGGUACAAUUACCAAUGUCUGGCACAAAAAAAGAAUGCCUCCAAAUUGAACUGUAAACACUUAAAAAUAAUAGCGGGUUUAGAGACAGCUUUUAGGAUUAAGCAGUUAUACAAUAUUAAAAGGAACGCCUUCAUUCCAUCCUUUUUGGGUGAAGGAGCCUUUGAGAUGUGUACAAGCUUUCUGCUGGACUCCAGAAUCUGAAGCAGCAAGUCUCAGCUCGGUGGCAAAGCGGGUGGAGGAAGGAGGGUUCCUGGGGUGGGACUAUCACUGAUAAACUACUAUGCAAAAAAAA